AUGGAAGCAGAUAGACAGACUGAAGAAACUGCGCUGCUCUCAAGUGGUAGUGAAAGUACUGGGUCCAAGAAUUUUGACUCACUCGAACAGAAAUGUCAUAACCACAAUAUGGGCCUAAGCAAAGCGCCCAUUUUGAUAUCGCUCUGGCUUGGAUCAUUUUUGGUAUCAAUUGAUGGAACUGUGGUGGCCAACAUUACCAACGCUAUAGCUGCCGAGUUUCAAGAGUCCGACAGGAAACAAUGGAUCGCAACUAGUUUUCUGCUAACUAACACGGCUUUUCAAUGUUUGUAUGGUAAAUUGUCGGAUAUCUCAGGAAGAAAAUUCGCUCUAUUGACAGCACAACUUUUCUUUGGAUUGGGUUGCUUGCUGACUUGUUUUGCUCGCAAUGUGACUGAAUUCUCGUUGGCACGAGCAGUGUGUGGUAUCGGCGGUGGUGGAAUCAGUGCCAUGAGCAGCAUUACUGUUAGUGAUAUUUGCACGGCAAAAGAACGAGGCAUGUACCAAGGCUACGCCAAUAUCGUGUUUGGAACUGGCCAGCUUUUAGGAGCUCCAUUGGGAGGGUUUUUGAUCACAACUGUAGGUUGGAAACCCAUUUUUGCAGUCCAGGUUCCAAUGGUUAUUCUGUGCAUGAUUUUGGCUCAUCGCAACGUGAACAUCGAACUUGCUCACUUGAAACCCCAUAAUGAGCGGUUCUCGUUCGAAAAUCUUUCAAGACUGGACUUGAUCGGAUCUGCCUCGUUAGUGGCCUCUAUUGGAGGGCUCCUGGUUUUGUUUUCGAGCAAUCUUGACAAAAAGGCAGUCAUGGUGUGCACUGCGUUGAGCUUUGCUCUGUUCGCCUACAAUGAAAAGUACUGGGCUCGUGAGCGCAUCAUUCCAUUUGAGCUGUUGCGAGGAAACUUCGGGUUGACGUCUUUGGUCACCGUCGCAUCAACUUUUGUCAUGUACGGGGACAUCUUUAAAUCGCCAAUCUACCUCCAAUUGGUUCAAAACAUUUCGAUUGCUAAGAGUGGAGUCUUUAUUUUGUUUGGAUCCGCAGCCACCGCAAGUGCGUCACUUGUUACUGGAUACAUAACGCGGCAUACUAAGAUGGACCUUGCUAAAUGCUCCUUUUUGAUAAUCCUAGCUGCCGUUGUUCUGCAAUUGGUCAGUACGGUACUGAGUACUGUACUGGUGGCCACUUUGGAGCCAGUACAGACUUCAUAUGCCGACCACCAAGGUGAACCUGCAAAGAUCUUGAGGCUCGAAUCCAACGGAUUUCUUUGGAAGUGCUUAUAUGUCUUGGCAACGGUCCUCAAUAGCUUCGGGUAUGGCAGCUUACUAGUUUCAGUUCUGGUGAGCAUUGUGUUCACGGUGCCCAAGUCACAACAGGCAACACUCACGGGCAUUUUCUACCUGUGGCGAUCCAUUGGCGGCGUUUUGGGAACGUCAAUAACACUAACCACAUAUGAUACAACCCUCAAAUCCAAAUUGUGGUCCUACAUGAGCACACAUGGCCUAUCAGAGUUUUACUCAAGACUACUGCGGGACUCCGGGUAUUUGCGAGCGCAUUUUUCGGGCAAGGUACUUGAUUCUCUUUUGACGAUCUACCGCGAGUGUUUUGCGUGGUCUUUCGGCCCUAACCUCAUGCUAGGAACUAUUUCGUUUGUGCUGGGACUUAUUCUGGUAAUCGCGUCGCGGAAACCUGAGCAUUAG
Molecule: messenger RNA, 1692 nt
Organism: Lachancea sp. 'fantastica'
Lineage: Eukaryota; Fungi; Ascomycota; Saccharomycetes; Saccharomycetales; Saccharomycetaceae
Source: the annotation of a GenBank genome assembly